GUGCUAGUGGUGUUUUAUGUUUUAAAAAUUUUUGAAUUUUAGAAUAAUGUUAUUUUAACUUCGUACUUUUUAACGUUGAAUGUUUUCGUUUUUAUAUGUAAUUUCGCAUUAGUGAUAAUUAUACUUGUAAUAUGGAGAAGGUACCAUCAAACUACGAUGCCCUUUUAUCGGCGUACCAGUUAUUAAAAAAGGAAUUGAAUGAAAAAAAUCAAGAAAUAUAUGACACCAAGAGAAGACUGAAGGUUUCUGAAGCGUUACAAUUAGAAUACCAAAGUGAAAUAGAAUUAAUCCAAGCUGAGGUAACAAAAGGCUCCAGUAAGUUUGAGUCAAGGGUGAUACAAUUAGAGGGAGAAUUGGUAAAAUGUAGAGCAACUUACAAUGAACAUAUUUCUCACUUGGAACAACGGUUGAGUGACAAAGAAGCAGAAUGUAUUGCAUUGACUGAGAAAAAUGAUCUUUUGAAGAAAUCCAAUGUUGUGUCUGUUGAGCCAGAUGACCAAGGUAAAUUACUUGAAAAAAAUCUUCAGUUGAAAACGGAAAAUGAGGAAUUACUUUUUAUUGUGGAGGAACUGAAAAUGAAUUUAGAAACAAAUCAAGAGAAAUGUUCUAACUUUGAAGAGAAAAUUCAUGCAUUACAAAGUGAAUUAGAUGAGGUAAAACAAUCUCUUCAAUGUAAAAGGGAAGAGAUCAUGGAAUCGAAUGAUUUAGUUCAGCAACUGAAUCAAGAAAUAUUUAAUUUAAAGACUGAAAUGGACACCCUCAAAAGUAAACCCUUAAAUGAGAAAAGUCAAGGAAAUUCAUUAUUUGCUGAAGUGGAUGACAGGAGGGUGCACUUGCAAAAAACCAUAAAUAUGAUGAAAAAAGAUUAUGAGGAUAUGAGAAAAAAUAGGAAAACUCUCAUAAAUCAGGUUGAGCAAUUGUCCAUUGAAAAUACACGCUUGUGUGAGCAAUUUGAAAAGGAAAUAUCAGAAAGGAGAAGUGAUGAAUCUAAUGUUAUAAUGUCAUUAAAUAGUCAAAUAGCAACAUUAACGAAACAAAUAGAACAAUACAAAAAAGAUCUGCAAGAAAAGCUACCACGAGUUGAUCAGUUUAAUUUAUCAAAUAUGUAUUAUUAUGUUGACCUUGUAAAGAAGAAAACUGAAGAAAUAGUAACACUAAGAGAUGAAAUAACAUUUCGUGGGUUAUCUAUUACAAUGUUGACUGAAAAUAUUGCUGAGUGUAACAAGGAAAUAAGACAAUUGAGAAUAAAAACAUCUAAACUUGAAUGUGAGAUCAGAGUCUUAAAUAAUAAGUUAGUAGAGAUAACAGGUGAAGGCAAAAUUAUGAAACAAAUAAAGGCAGAUAUUGUUGCAGAGCAAAAAAAUAUAGAUGAAAUUAUCAAAAAUCAGACAAUUGAGAGGGAACCAGAACUAGUACCUCAAGAAAGAUAUGCUAAUUUUGAAUUAAAGAGUGUACUUAAAAAAGAAAAUAUGUAUGAAAUGCCAAAUUCCAAAAUAUCAAAUAUGGAAAAGUAUUUAGGAUCCUCUAUAAAUGGACCCCGUCAAAGGGGUCUCACUUUUAACUUUUCCUAUACUGAUGAUAAUACUAAUAUAAAUAAAGAUAAAGAUUCUGAAAGAUUAAAAAUGAAUGCAGUUCCUGAUCCCUCAAGCAUAGAUAUAGACCCAAAUAACACUGAAUCGAAAUAUGUUGAUAUAUUAAAUAAAAAAUCAGCUUCUGAAGAUGAUCAAAUAAAUCAAAGUGAAUCUAAUAAUUCAACAGAAAACAGAAUAAGUAUAAAAGAAGAAACAUUUUCAAACAAAGUUGUAUCUUUGGAACCUGAUGUAAAAUCUUCAGAAGAAAAACACUUGAAUAAAACUAAAUAUUUAAAUGAUAAAGGACUUGAAGAUAAUGUAGCAGAUACAACUAAAAAGACAUGUACAAUUGAAAUAUUUGAGAACAGUGUAUUAAUGGAAAAUUCAAGUAAUCCUGAAAAUCAUUCACAACCUCAAGUGAAAUCAACAGUUGAGACAAUUGAGGACACUAAAAAACACAAAAUUUUAACUAAAGGAGUUGAGAAAACUGAAAAACCAAUAAGCAAAAUAGAAAUAUUUGAAGACUCAAUAGUAGUUAAGGAUAAUAUAAAUGAUUCAAAAGUUCAAGUGAAAUCUACAGUUGAGAUAACAGAAGACACUAAAAAACUUAAAAUUUUGACUGACGAUGAGAAAAUUAAAAAACCAAUAAGCAAAAUAGAAAUAUUUGAAGACUCAAUAGUAGAUAAGGACUCACAGAUUGCUAAAAUUACGCCAGGUGGAUCUCAAGAUAAAAUUAUUGAUGUUGAUGCAGAUGAAAACACUGCAGCCAUAGAAGGUGAUAAAUCUGUAAUUUUAUUGGAUGUAGUUGAGGAGGAAAAGGAAAAUUGUAUUAAAAACAGUAAUAGUAUUACUAAAAAAUCACAUUUACCAAAACUUGUUACAACAAAAAAAGUAACAUUUUCUGAAAAUACAGAAGAACCUGCUGAAACAAAUAGAAAAUUAUUAAGAAAAGGUGCUAGAACGUUGAAGGUUCAAACUGUAUUUUUUCCGUCAAAGCCAUCAUAAUUGAAUUUCUAUUUUUAAUUGUUUUAAGACAUAGUGAAAACAUAUUCAUGUUUUAUAUAAUGUUGUUUUAUGUAGAAUGGUGCUAAUGUUUGAAAUGAAAUAUCAUAAAACCCCACCAUAUAGAUAUUAGAUUAAUUUACAUAUAGAUAAAAGAUCAUAAAUAAUUAGUUUUAAUAAUUCAACAAACAUGGCUAAAUAAUGAAAUUAUUUUAACUAAUAAAAUUGCUUAAAUAAUGUUAAAAUUAUAAUCUACAAGUGUAUAUCAGUCACAAAUUAAAAAUGUAUCAUAGUAGAAAAUAUAAUUCAAUACAGGCAGAA
Aethina tumida (small hive beetle) is the source of this 2894-nucleotide messenger RNA. It is a transcript of the gene Spindly, whose product is annotated as protein Spindly. Lineage: Eukaryota; Metazoa; Arthropoda; Insecta; Coleoptera; Nitidulidae. The coding region runs from base 132 to 2576 and encodes 814 amino acids. The transcript has 3 exons. The record is from RefSeq and is a predicted model, not a curated record.